CCGAGCCCUACUGUGAUACCACAGACGUACGCCGCACUCCACAACCAUGAAGAUCACCGUGUACCUCAUUCUGGCACUGGCCGCAGCCUGCCACGCCAUGCCCCAGAACCCAGCGACGUACGAUGCACAGCAGUCCGAGGUCCAACCAGAGGACAGCCAGAAGGCGAAGCGAGGCCUGCCCAUCUUCCACACUCCCAUAGCGCCGCUCCCGCUGUCCAUCUACCACGCCCCCAUCCUGGCGCCAGCACCCUUAAUCGCACCCAGAUUCAUCGCAGCUCAUGCGCCCAUCUUCCACGCCCCCAUCAUCCACCACCCACCAAUCAUCGCUAUUCACCACUAGAUGCGAAGCGACCUACACAGUCCACACUGGGUGUACUGCUCAGCCAUAGAUUGCGACGUAAUCAUAGAUGUAGUUCACACACAGUAGCCGCAUCAUAUUACAUUACCUCACGACGUCCUUACUGGAGGAAUUAAAAGGUGCAGAAGUGUGGAACUUUCAUAGAAUCGCC
Messenger RNA from Schistocerca americana (American grasshopper), 509 nucleotides. RefSeq lists its product as uncharacterized. Bases 47 to 340 code for a protein of 97 amino acids. The transcript is spliced from 3 exons. The record is from RefSeq and is a predicted model, not a curated record. Lineage: Eukaryota; Metazoa; Arthropoda; Insecta; Orthoptera; Acrididae.